This is a messenger RNA of Trypanosoma brucei brucei TREU927, 1449 nucleotides long. RefSeq names its product proteasome regulatory non-ATP-ase subunit 5. Lineage: Eukaryota; Euglenozoa; Kinetoplastea; Trypanosomatida; Trypanosomatidae. Gene Ontology annotation, cellular component: proteasome regulatory particle, lid subcomplex; cytoplasm; nuclear proteasome complex. The record is from RefSeq and is a predicted model, not a curated record. The transcript has a single exon. The coding region runs from base 1 to 1449 and encodes 482 amino acids.
AUGACCGACGUAGACCAGUGGAAGUGUGCGAGCUUCAAGCAGGAGGAGGAUCACAGCGAGGCGACAGAUGCGUUGCUCGAACGCAUCAAUGCUACCGCCAUUCCUGUUCUCUUGCGCAGUACCAAUUCGAGCUUGGACGAUCUCGUUAAUGAGCUUUUGGCUCUCGAGAAAAUGGCGCGCCUAGGUGGUGAUGCUCUGUCGGCAAAACGUCUUGUAGUUGAAAUAUUGCGGAUCUACCGCGUUCAUGGAGAUCACGAAAAAAUGCUUGACACAUUGGAAACUCUCAUGCGCAAGCGUGGGCAAACCAAACAAUCACAGGGUGCCAUGAUCGCUGAAUGCGGUGUCCUCCUCACUGAAGGCAAUCUGUCACGUGAGCAGCGCCGCAUCGUGUUGGAGCGCGUAGUGCAUCUUACUGACAGCCGUAUCCAUGUGGAGCUUGAGCACGUGCGAUUCGCUAUCGACUUAGCGAAGUUAAUGGAGGACGAUGGGGAGAAGCGGGCGGCGUGCGACUUGCUCAGUGGGUUGCAUGUGGAAACAGUGACAAAUAUGCCCCGCGUGGAGAAACUCGAUGCUCUUAACCGCUUGAUCCGGUUGUGCCUCGAGUUGGAGGAUUAUGAGCUCGCGCGGCUUGUGUCGCGCCGAAUAAACCACCGUGCCCUGUCAAGACCCGGGGCCUUGCAGGCGAAGCUUAAAUAUUUCGAACUGAUGCGCGAAUAUUUCGCGCAGCGCCGUUCUUACUUCCAUGUGGCUCGCUGUUGGUACGAGACAUUCCUUUCCGAAACGGAUGAAACAGCCUGUGUUUCAGCCCUAAGCAGCAUGGCGGUGCACUAUCUUAUCGCCGAGCACUCGUCGCCAAAGGAACUGGAGGAUCAUGCUGAGUGCGCUGCCUUUUCCCCCGCCACAAAAUUUGCCGACCGCACGGCAGCAAUUCAAGGCAUCACUACUACUCUGAGGAAGCGGUUGGAGGAGAAUCCGCAACUUCAAUACCUACUGGAGAAGUUUACGAGUAUUGAACUCAUACGUGAGCGUGUUGCUGAUGAUGUAGAGGCCCUCUGCAUAAAUCACCCGCAGCUCGCUGGGUUCCCUGAGCGCCAGGCGUUGCUUCGUAGCCGCUGCAGCGAACACGACCUCUUGGUCAUUUCCCGCUUCUAUCGCCGACUGCGUCUUGUUCGACUGGCCGAAUUGGUGGGUCUCACGCCGCAGCACACGGAGGAAUUCCUCAUGAUGAUGGUCGCCUCGCGCACACUGUACGCGAAGAUUGAUCGCGUGGAUGGGUUAGUCGUUUUUGAGGCGAAUAAAAACGCCAAUGAUGUGGUGACGGCAUGGGACGAAGCUGUAGGGCGCAGUGUGGCGCUGUUGGAUAAAGUUUCACACCUUAUUGUAAAGGAGCGUAUGCUACAUAACAUCACUCUCGCCCAAUUGCAACAAUCGGGUGCGACUGCUUCAUAG